Colletotrichum destructivum is the source of this 813-nucleotide messenger RNA. RefSeq names its product Putative cytochrome b-c1 complex, subunit 6, ubiquinol-cytochrome C reductase hinge. The transcript is spliced from 4 exons. NCBI's taxonomy places the organism in Eukaryota, Fungi, Ascomycota, Sordariomycetes, Glomerellales, Glomerellaceae. Gene Ontology annotation, biological process: mitochondrial electron transport, ubiquinol to cytochrome c. The record is from RefSeq and is a predicted model, not a curated record. The coding region runs from base 111 to 533 and encodes 140 amino acids.
UCCGAUGUAGACACCCAGUUUUCGUCUUCAAUCUGCCGAAAGCUCCCGACUUCUUCCAUCAUCAUUCACGCCAUCACGUCAAGCCAUUGAGAGCACACACCUCUGCCACAAUGGGUUUCUGGGAUACCAUCACAGACCUCGCUGAGGCUGCCAUGCCGUGGGCCACCGCCGAGGCCGAGGCUCCUGCCGCCGAGGAGAAGGAGGAGACCCCCACCGAGGAGGAACCCAAGGAGGAAUCCAAGGAGGAGCCCGAGGCCGAGGCCGAGGAGGAGGAAGAAGAGGAAGAGGAGGAGGAGGAGGAGGAAGAGGACGAAGAGGAGGUCGUUGACCCCAAGGAGCAGCUCGAGAAAGAGUGCGAGGAGUCCAAGGCCUGCGCACCGGCCAAGCACCACUACGAUGAGUGCGUUGAGCGUGUCACGGCGGCCGCUGACAGCGAGGACGGCGCCAAGGAGGACUGCGUUGAGGAGUUCUUCCACCUCGCCCACUGCGCCACCCAGUGCGCCGCCCCUAAGCUCUGGGCCAAGCUCAAGUAAGCGAGGCACUUUGAUACACAUACAGACGGCGUCGACGGAUUCCAAGACCAUGGCAGCGGCAUCGGCGCAGUUAAUUCACUGGAUGGUGACCGCGAGAGAGAAGAUGCCGAGACGAGACGACGUCUAGCACCGGUCCUUUGGGACCAACCCUGUACCCCAAGGUACGCGCCAGACCGGGCCGCUCAGCAAUGAGCGCUGCCGGGCCUGCGGUACCGAUAUAUGUCCUUUGUACCAUAGGCAUCGCCCGCAAUAGAUUCCUCUAUGACUUACCCAACUGGCU